AUGGGCAAUCAACCAUGUUUCCCUGAUAUAAGACAAGACAAUUUUUUUUAUGCUCAUAAUACUUUUGAGAUGAGAGAGGAAUCGCAAAUUCAGGAAUUAAACAGAAAUGCAGAUGAUCCUAGUACUCCGAAUGCUGAAAGGCGGAAUUACUUGAAGAAAGGAAGAGGAAGACCAACGAAAGGGCCUUACGUUUGCUUUAGCUGCGAUGAGGUUUUUAAUUAUAAAGCACCUUUUUCAAAACAUUUGAAAGAAGCACACAAUAUUUCGCCUGAAAAAGUUCCAAGAACACCCAAGAAAGUUCUCCCGACUACAAAAAUUGUUGAAAAGAAAUUUGAAUCGAAAACUCCGAAUGAAUUUCAGUUUGAAGACAAUUUGAAAAUCAAGGAAGAAGUGAUCGAAGAUGAAGGAACUACUUCAAAGACUGUCGCAGAACCAACAAGAGAUUUGAUGACAAGAAGAAGACAAAGUGAAGGACCCUACGUUUGUUCCCGUUGCAGCGAUACUUUUGAAUUAAGGGCAUGUUUUUUAAAACACCAGAGAGAAGAUUGUGUAAUAACUCCUUCCAAGAAAAGAACGGUUAAAGGCGAGACAAAAGUCGGGGCUUGUUUUACUCCGAAAAUUACAGCGCAUACACUCCCUAAAACUAGCGGUUAUGCACAUUUACUGAAAGUUAACGAAUCUACUCAAAAAACAGAACCUAAAAAAUAUUUGACGAUUCCAAAAACACCACCGGCACUGGUUCUGACGUCGCCCGUCUUGAAGAAAACAAAUCAGUGUAAAAAAUGCGACCGUAUUUACGAUAAUCCUAAAAGUUUUUGGCGUCACACUACUUACGAGUGCGAAGUGGAACCUAGAUUUACAUGCAACGAUUGCGGACUUAAAUUUAAACGCAAAUAUCACCUUAAGAGACAUCGAGCUUCGCAACAUUUCGAGUUCUAAAAAACAAAAUCGAAGAUUCAUUUUUAUGUUCACUAUCAUCAGCCGGGGCAAAUGUGCCGCAGGAUUCAUUUUUUGCUAAAUACCGUUAUUUUUUAAAUGUGGUGCAAAUGUCAUGGAAAUCUUCUUUGAUUCUGUAAUCCAAGGUGGAUUUUUGAACCUCAAUUAAAAAGAUGGAAAAGGCAAUGAGGAAUAUUUUAAAGGAAUAUCGUUCUCUGAUUAUCCCGGUUGCGUGCAUUUAAAACCAUGGAUGUAUUCUGAUUUAGAAAAAGUUUCAAAAUUUUCUAAAACUCCACACUUUUUAUUUCAACCAAUUUUUUAUUAAUUUUUCAAUAUCGAUUCUUAACUUGAUUGAGUAAAGUGCUUUUGGAAACAAAGGAAAAAUUUUAAGCUCAAAAAAAAGAAAAUAUUAAAUACAAACUACGAUUUUUUUACAUUUCAUCAAAUUUUGCAUUAAAGAAAAUAAUUAAUCAUAUUAUAGUUAUAUAUUAGGUAUAAUUUUAAUUUUUGAAUAGUAGUUAUUCAUACGUAUUGAUAAGAAAUAUUAAUUUUAAUAUCAAGGUUUCAUAAUAAUAACAAAAAUUAAUUUGUAAAUGAAAUUUGAGUUUGGCCAACAUUUUAGUAUCGAAUGUGAUUUAAAAAAAGAUUUCUGUUCCGAGGGACCUUUCCAAGAGUUUCACAAAAAAUUAUCUUUUUAUUUUUGGAUAUAUUGCAACGUUCCAUAUAAUAUAUUAAAAAUAGGAAUCGAGACUUUUGUAGAACUUCUCUAAAUAAACAAUUUUGCUUUUAGAAUUUUAUCCUUAAUCGCUUUUUCUUACAAAGUAAAUGGUGGUCAAUUAAUUAAUUUCCAACUUUUUAAUAAUGGCUUGACAAUUUUUAUUGUACCGCUGACAUUGACACUUAUUUCAUUUUUUGUUUAUGAUUUAAAAACUGUCUGUUGUGACUAUGUAAAAAUUGAGUUAUCAUCUGUUAGUCGAAUACUAUAGUUUUCUGAUUAAUGAGUUGAUGAUUUAAAAGGAAUAUUAUUUCUAGAAUUUAUUUAAUAAUUAUAUUUGGAUUGUAAGAGCCUGUUUUUUUUAAAUCGAUCUCUAUCAGAUUUACCAUCGCUUUAGUAAAUACAUUUUUAGAUUUAAAUAAUAUUAUUAUAAUUAAAUAACUAUAAUACACUACAAUUA
This is a messenger RNA of Belonocnema kinseyi, 2111 nucleotides long. Its product is annotated as zinc finger protein 888-like. The transcript has 3 exons. Lineage: Eukaryota; Metazoa; Arthropoda; Insecta; Hymenoptera; Cynipidae. Bases 1 to 939 code for a protein of 312 amino acids. The record is from RefSeq and is a predicted model, not a curated record.